AUGCAUCCACCUUCGCUCCAGCUCCUUCGAGCCCUUCGAACAUCCAUCUCCCCAAAGGGUGCCAAACCUGCCAUCCCCCUCUGCGCAAACUUGAACCGUUUCCAAUCACCUAUUGCCGUGGCAUUUGCUUCUCCUCACCGCAGCAAUAGCAGCUCUAAUGGCUCUACGCACAUCCGCCCAGCCCGCAUGGUCUCCCGGGCUCACCCAUCGAAACCUCGCACCCACGACCGCGGCCCACCGUCAAAAGAGGACACGCAGACUGAUUUCGCCGCACUGAACGUACUCGGAAACAUUCCGACCCCGACGACUGCUGUUGACGCCUGUCUAGAUACGGGCUUCCAUCUGGACAAUGGCGUCAAGAUUACAGGUGGUGACGGAGUUAUGCUUGUCGGUGGAGAAGCGUUUACAUGGAGGCCUUGGAUGAGUAAGAAGGAUGGGACCAAGAACAACAUGAUCAAUGCAAAGGGACAAUUUGAAGUGGAUGAGCAGGUUUGGGGUAUAUUGGACUUGGUAUGGCCUCGUCCGGGGAUCCGGGUUGAGGUGCUAGAUACAAGAAACGCUGCUGCGCAGUUCAACCUGCUCGCGACCGAGAGGGGAGUUUCUGAAAUUGCGGCUGCGAUGAUACCGAUCGGAUGGAAGGGGAGGUAA
Molecule: messenger RNA, 648 nt
Organism: Aspergillus nidulans FGSC A4
Lineage: Eukaryota; Fungi; Ascomycota; Eurotiomycetes; Eurotiales; Aspergillaceae
Product: alkaline phosphatase PHO8
Exons: 2
Coding region: 1-648 (215 amino acids)
Source: RefSeq, a predicted model, not a curated record